Molecule: messenger RNA, 1081 nt
Organism: Pyrus x bretschneideri (Chinese white pear)
Lineage: Eukaryota; Viridiplantae; Streptophyta; Magnoliopsida; Rosales; Rosaceae
Product: HMG-Y-related protein A
Exons: 2
Coding region: 209-760 (183 amino acids)
Biological process (GO): negative regulation of DNA recombination; chromosome condensation; regulation of DNA-templated transcription
Cellular component (GO): chromatin; nucleolus; nucleosome
Molecular function (GO): nucleosomal DNA binding; double-stranded DNA binding
Source: RefSeq, a predicted model, not a curated record
ACUAAUUAUAUUAUAUUAUUUACUUUAUCCUUUUGGCUUUAAAUCUUGCUCUCAAAUCCUUGCAAGCUCAAAUCCAACAGCUUUUUUACCAUCAGAAAAUUGAGGGUUUUCUCCUUGCUGCUGUAGCAGCAGCUGAGUGUUUUGUGGGGUUCACUGAGAGGCCUUGAAAUUUCAAACAGCUUCCUUAUAUUUUCUCUGCAAAGUUUUAAUGGCCACUGAAGAGGUUAACAAACCUCCAUCACUCCCUCCUUACCCUCAGAUGAUUCUGCAGGCAAUUGAAGCCUUGAAUGACAAGAAUGGUUCGAACAAAUCCUCCAUCUCGAAAUAUAUUGAAUCAACCUAUGGGGAAGUGCCGGCCGGGCACAAUACCCUCCUCUCUCACCACCUCAGCAAGAUGAAAGAUAAUGGGGAGCUGGUGUUCUGGAAAAACAACUACACAAAGCCAGAUCCCAAUGCACCUCCGAGGAGGGGGCGUGGCAGGCCGCCAAAGCCCAAGGAUCCAUUGUCCCCGGACACCACCUUGACCUCACCAAAGGGUAGGGGCCGCCCGCCCAAGGACCCGGAAGCACCCCCAAAGCCUCCCAAGGUUAAGGUGUCUUCAGGGAGUGGGAAGCCGAGAGGGCGGCCAAGGAAGAUGGCAAAGCCUACCGGAGGUUUGAGUGGCUCGACGGCAGUGGAAGAGACAAUGCCGGUGAGGCCAAGGGGUAGGCCUCCAAAGGCGAAGGAUACAUUGAGUGCUGGAGUUAGUGUUGGGCAGUAGGGUUCUAUUAGUGCAGUAUUGGUAAGUUUAAUGCGUCUAGCUCCCCCUCAUUGGCAGAAUCGAAUGUUAAUAACUUCGCGAUCGGAGAAGCAAUCGGAACAGGCCCCGCGUUUAUUUCGAUGGCGAUCGAAUCCGACGUUUUGUGUUGUUAGUUUAGCUGCUGUGUCUUUUGUCUCAACUGUUUAGCUUGUACAAUGUGUUGCAGUUGUUUGGUUUCUUAGGCUUGAGAGGGGAUGUGACUGCUGCUAAUUCUGAUUGGAAUCUCAUUUCAUUGUUGUGAUCUUAUAAGAUAUAAUUGUUAUGCCUAAAUUCUUUUUCUUU